This is a messenger RNA of Aspergillus versicolor CBS 583.65, 366 nucleotides long. RefSeq lists its product as uncharacterized. The record is from RefSeq and is a predicted model, not a curated record. Lineage: Eukaryota; Fungi; Ascomycota; Eurotiomycetes; Eurotiales; Aspergillaceae. Bases 108 to 353 code for a protein of 81 amino acids. The transcript is spliced from 2 exons.
UGCUGGUAACAAUGUUGCGAAAAGCAACGUCCCGGAUAUUCGAGAAUCAUUCCGACACGAGACGCUUAUCGGGGAGUAUGCGAGAUAGGGCAGUACAAAUCUAGCUAAUGUACCACCCACUCAUCAGGAUUGAGCGGUAUUCAGCGCCGAAUACUGAUGACGGAAUGGCACCAAUAGGUGGCUAUGGAUCGCCUGCCGCAUCUACGCAAAAACCGUAUCCAGCGGAUCAAGUUAAGUGUCAGUAUGCAGCUGCCUCGCGGACAGACAAGGUUUCUCACUUGCACUAUAGUUACGCCCGGGGAACCAAGCCCUCCAGUGGGCUCCUUAGCCCGUUCGGACACCGACGCACCUAAAUACCCAUCCAUU